Molecule: messenger RNA, 822 nt
Organism: Clarias gariepinus (North African catfish)
Lineage: Eukaryota; Metazoa; Chordata; Actinopteri; Siluriformes; Clariidae
Product: tripartite motif-containing protein 16-like
Exons: 4
Coding region: 41-682 (213 amino acids)
Molecular function (GO): protein binding
Source: RefSeq, a predicted model, not a curated record
GUGUGGCGCAGAUCAGAUCUUCGCUCCAAGAAACACCAUCAUGUCCAUUAGCAACAUCAUGGCUGAGCUGAAGAAAUCAGAGGUACCGCUGGCAUAUGAAGCUGAUGUUCCUGAACCCACGACCAGAGAGGAGCUAAUGAAAUACUGGAUCCCUCUCUCUCUGGAUGACAGAACGGCUCAGAAGCUGCUCUGGAUCUCUGAGGGCGGGGCUAAAGUGUCCCGGAUGCCCGAGCAUCCAUGCCCUGUACUGGACCGGCCUGAAAGAUACGAGGACACUCCUCAGGUAUUAUGUAAGGAGGGCCUUCUGGGUUGCCGUGGUUACUGGGAGGUGGACUACGAAGGCUGGGUGGUGAUUGGGGUGGUGUACGCCAGCAGCGGACGCAAAACUAAAGACGGAGCAUGUGGUCUGGGAGAGAACGAUGCCUCAUGGGCCGUGGGCUGGGGUGGACGUAAUUAUCAAGCCUGGCACAACGAAGAGAGCGUGGAGAUCCACUGUAACCAAGGCAAAACCAUUGGUGUCUACGUGGACCAACCGGCCGGCAUUGUGGCCUUCUACAUGGUGGAAGGAGAGCCAAAACAGGUCAAGUUCCUUCACCGCUACAAAACCUGCUUCAAGGACAAACUCCUGCCUGGGUUCUGGUUGGGAGAGAAAUCCAUAUGCUGGAUCCGCAAGAAAGAGUAGCACAAAAGAGAAAGAGGAAAUUGACCCUGAUGAUGACAAGGCGUGAUUUUGUCGGGGAACAAAAUACCUCCUCCUGUGUGUGUGUCACAUGUUCUAAAGAAUUGAUUGGUUUAUGAUUAAAAUAAAGUUUGUUACAAGAA